Molecule: messenger RNA, 1269 nt
Organism: Macrosiphum euphorbiae (potato aphid)
Lineage: Eukaryota; Metazoa; Arthropoda; Insecta; Hemiptera; Aphididae
Source: the annotation of a GenBank genome assembly
AUGUCACAAGGAUAUACUGAAGAUUAUAAAAUGAAAAAGUCUCCAGUGAAAAAGGUAAAAGAUGAUCGUAAACAAUUUGGUUCCAAACGAUUACCAAUAGUUCUAGCCAAACGUGAUGGGUCUAUCGAACGAAUUCAAGAGCCUGAAAAGUGUCAUUCUCAACCAACAAUAUUAAUUAAGCCUCGAGAUACAGAAAAUAGAUCUUUGUCACCUACUCAGAAGUGCAUUCCUCAAACCAUUAUUAAGAAGGAAGAACCUUAUCAGCCAUGCUUACAAAAAUCAGGAAAUGAAGAACAAGUACAACCUCAGACAGAUAUGAAAGCCCCAGUUAAAGUGAUUGAUGAUUAUAUGCAAUUUAUCAAUGAAGGUUUAAGUAAUUGUUUACUUGACCAGACGGAUUUCUUAGUUAUUGGCUGUCUGGGUUUACAAGGUGUUGGAAAAUCUACACUUAUGUCUGAUAUUGCGAACAAGCCAAAUUUAUUUGCUACUUCUACAUCUGAAUAUCUAGAAACUACACAAAACUGCACCGCUGGUAUUGAUGCAUAUAUAACUAAAAAUAGAAUUAUUUUAUUGGACUGUCAACCAAUAUUAUCAUCAUCCGUUGCCUAUUCAGCUAGCCAUAAGCGAAUGGGUCAAUCUAUAGAUCAAUCGGGCUUACUAGUUGAUAAUGAAAUGAUUUCCUUGCAGUUGGCUGCAUUUUUAUUAUCAGUCUGCCACGUAGUGUUAUUGGUGCAAGAUUGGUUUUUCGAUCCAAAUAUAUUUAAAAUAUUGCAAACAGCAGAAAUGUUAAAACCGGCAAUGCCUACUUCCCAUCGCAAUGAGGAAUUAGUAGAAUAUUUUCCUCAUAUUGUAUUUGUACAAAACAAAUCAUUUUACUCUGAUUUCAGUAUUGAGCAUAUUAAAACAGUGCAACACGUUUAUUCACAAUUAUUUGCACGAUCUCGUCUUCAUAUCCAAAGUGGAAUCAGUAUUGCAAAUGGCAAUGUUAUAAGUGAAUUAAACCCAUUUAAUUGUGGUGAACCAAUUAAUUUGUUUGUCUUAGCUAACAGUGAAAAGGAUAAUAACUCUGAAAAGAAUGGUUAUCAUAAAAUGCAUCCAGGUCAACCAAUUUUGAUGCAAGAAUUCAGAAAACAACUACUAGGCUUACCGAUAUCACCUCUCACACAUAACCAAUUAACAGAAAAAACAUGGUUUCACUAUUGUGCCAAAGUAUGGGAUUUAAUAAAAAAAAGUCAAUUCUUUAAUGAGUAUAAUAGACUUCAUACAUAA